Messenger RNA from Symbiodinium natans, 2211 nucleotides. The record is from the annotation of a GenBank genome assembly. Lineage: Eukaryota; Dinophyceae; Suessiales; Symbiodiniaceae.
AUGGACUCCGGCAUCAUUUCCUCGGAUGCCCGGCUGGAUGCCACAGUUGCUGUGGUAACGGCCGUCUUUCAAGUUCUUUUCCUCUGCAGAACGGCAUAUGGCGCCGUCAGCCACCGAAGCCACAUACGGAAUUUGGCUGAGAGAUGCAUGAAGGCAGCUACGCGGGCAUUUGCACAAACUCCACAUUCCGAUGGUGAGAGGCUUGUUCUUGAAAAAGUGAGCGAGCUUCGGUUGCAAAUUGCACGUCUUUUCAUCAAGUAUAUAUGUGCACUGCUUUGCAUGACUCUGCUGAUUGUACUCUGGCGCGCAAUGCGGAAAGCCCCUCUUUUCGUGUCACCUGCUACAACCUUAGCUGCUGCUGUGGCAUUUUGGAUCUUCGCGCUGUUGGAUGCAUUCCCGGCAAUUCUCACAGCUCGGCGUUUAAACGCCAUGUAUAUCAUCAUGACAGGUUACUGGGCAGCAACACUGUCACCGUGGCACGUGCAGCCCACGAAUGCUAGCCAGCUGUCCCUUUUGUAUCUGGCCUUUGCCCGCAUGCCCGCAGUGGGUAUUGCCACCACACCUGCACUGGUUGCAGUAUGCAGCUUGUUCCCACUACUUGUGCUUGGGCUACGCGUUGGAACUGGAGAAAUGCCAGAGGUACGACCCUUUGCAAUCGAGUUCUGUGCAUUUAUCGGUACAGUGGUUGCAUCCACAUCAGUUCAGCAAGUCCUGACAUACCGCAUUGAGCGAAGUCUGCAGUACAAGAAGAUGGCAACUGACUUCAAUGCCACGUCGUCCCUGCUGCACUUGAUGUGUGACUCCGUGAUCGAGCUGGACGCCGAUCUCCGGAUGGUGGAGCACUCGCCAUCACUUGCCGCUUUGCUGUUGCGGGGCAGACCGGGCGCGACUUUGGCCGGCACGGACUUCACAGACCUCUUAGCCAAUGCAGCAGAGGCGGGCCGUGCUGUGGAGCUCUUGCGGGGGUUGGAGGACUGCCCGCGUGACGGUGUGAAUGCUCAGGCUUUUCAAACGCAUCUGAUGGACAGCGACACCAACAAGUUCCGGACGGAAGUUUUCCAAGUGAUGUACCACACGCCAGAGGGACAUGCCCGACACCUCAUCGGCCUCCGUGACGUGACGGACCAAGGUUCGCUCUCAGGCAGCAGAGCCGUCGAGAGUUUUUCCAUCCUCCCGCGUUCGUCUACACCGAUGUCCUUGGCCUGCAGCUCCAUCGGCUCUAAGGCAAGCGGGCCUAGCGGGCCUAACGUGAACGCACAGGAGAACGCCAACGCUGGCAAGUUUCUGUCACUUCUCGUCGACGUGGACCUUCAAGUCGUCCAUACCUCAUCGUCAUUUGCCUACCUCGGGAGGCAUCCAGCUGAGCUGUUCUCCACCACAGGGAUGCAACUCUUGGACCGAGCACUGGCUGAAGUCAGCUUUGAAACUCCCAUAUCCCUCUCGGCCCUGGAGUUUCGACUCGGGAGCCACUAUGAGGUUGUGAGUGCCACCGUCCAGCUGGUUCAAAACCCGGCUGUCAGAUCGUAUCUGAUCUUAGUCUGUGCACCUUCGGGCCUGAUGCCUCCUAAAGGGAGCUCAGAGUUCAGCUCAGUCGCAGAUCUGGAGACGGGCAAACACCGUGAACUCCUGGUCGGCGCUGAGUACCAGAACAAGCUGGAUAUCGACCUCCACCUCUCGGCACGACAUCGGCAAGGUGAUGGGCACUUACUUUUUCUGUACGUCUUGGAGAAGAUUCGGAGGUUGAUUGCUAGGGCUGCCGACGUGCCACCGUCCUGGGUCUAUUUUGCUUCGCACUUCCUUAGCCACCUAGCUUCGGAUGGAAGCAGCUCCUCAAAGGGAACGAUCCACUGCGACGAAAGCAGUUUCGAUCGAUUUCACUACUCUGCCGUGCUGUGGCUAACAGCGCACAACUCAACCACAGGUGGAGAAGUCCAGUUCUUCGAUGCGCAACGGGGAGACUGGCGCAUGACUGUUAAACCAAGACCUGGACGACUGGCCAUCUUCACUUCGGGCUGGGAAAGCAUCCACCGAGUUACCCCGCUUCUUAUCGGCGAGCGCUGGUCGCUGCCUCUGUUCGCAUCCGUGAAGGCACCUGUGAACACCACCCGCCUCUCGAAAGCUUGCCUGCGGCCCUCAAGCACGAAGCAGUGGGAGUACUGUCAAGAUCGCCUGCACCAGUGGCUGAACGCCGCCGAGGAGGAUUUCAGCUGA